AUGCAAGCAAUGAAAUCCCCUUCAACACCAAUCAGAAGGCCUAAUUGGAGUUCGGAAGGGUUUUCUAACAAUGGAUUGGAAAUUUUAGAUCAUAGCAAUGAUGCUGAUAAUCAUGAUGAACAUGUUGCCUUAUCUCCAAGUAAUAGCUCAUCAAUGAGUAGAACAAUAACACCAGUUUCAAACAGUGCACGUCAUCAGAAUAUAAAGCCACGUUCAAUGGCCUAUCGACAACAGCUUCAACAACGAGCAGCAAGUACAGGUAGUAGUGUAUCUUCAUCUCAAUCAAGAUCCAGUACAGCUCAACCUCUCGUGAGGAGAACGCAGAAUAGUUCUUCUAAGGGAUCCUUAACUAUUGAAUCGGAUGCUAGACUUGUACAUUCUUCUGGAAGAUCUUAUUCUGGAAUUGAUAACAGCGAAAUUUCCAUAACACCAACAACAAGUAAUCAGUAUGAUAAUAAUAACUCUGAUAUUCAAAAUUCAUAUCGUGGAUCUGAAUCUACAAUUGUAAAUCAAUCUCUAACUGUUCCAUCAAAAUUAUUAAGAAAUCCAUCAAAGGGUAGUGUAGAAUUUGAAGAUAGUAUUCAUUCGAGACAAAAUCUGGAUGACAGUGGUAAUUCGAUUAGCACUGCCAAUGAUUCAUUUGCUUCUGAAGUAUCGGUGAAUAACUCUGUAAGGUCCAAGACGAAUUCUCAAGUUAAUUUACUUUCUCCAAAUGUUCAAGGAUUGCCAAAAGCUGUAGGAAAUUCUUUUGAGGAUAGUAGAUUGGGUGCUGAAACACCUUACAGUGGAGAUAAUAACGGAACAAGAGAUUCUCUGCCAAACCUCUCAACUCCAAUGGUAAGACAUAUGGGAAGUUUCCAAUUCCAAGACGAGGAUUUAUAUGCUGGAAAGGUUAGAUUUGAACAUUUUAGUGAAAUUAUCAAGCAAUUGGAUGAAAUUAAGGGAAAGUUUGAUGAUAGAGUUAACGACCUUACUCUAGGUAUUACCUUUUUCGAUAAAAAUCUUCAAUCAGAACAAGCCAAAUGUAGAGAAUCUCUCAUUAGAGGAUUUAUUUCUGUAGUUAAAACUUUGGCUCAAGAGAAGAUUCCUGAGGUUUAUUUGAGAUCAGUCCCCAAGUUUGGAGGAAAUCCUUCAAUGGUUGUUCUACACAAGGCUUUAUUGGAAUUGAGGAGAGCAACUUCAACAAAUAGCCCUCAACAUUCCUUAGUAGUUAAAUUGGAUUCGGAAAUAUCUUUGGAAAUAGAAGACAUUGCAAAGAAAACUAUUGAUAAUAUUUUGAAGGACUUUAUUGGAAGCUUGUCAACAUCGAAUGACAGAAUCGCUAAGGGAGUCAAGACAAUGAAACAGACCAAUAAGAAUCUGGAAAUGAUGCUUCAUGAUUUAAAGUCUGAAAAUCUCUUCCUUUUGGAAAAAAUUAAUCACUUGGAAGGUGUGAAUUUGAUUCAACAAGAGGAAAUUGAUACGCUCAAAAUUGAAAUGUCCAGAAGAUCUGCAGAAAUGGACAUUAUUAAAGAGCAAGUGUCCAGAAGAGAUAAGCUUUUAGAUGAACAACGAUCUAACUAUCUCAACGAAUUGGUUCAACUUCAAAUGAAACUAUUCGAGACAAGUAAAUCACAAAAGUCUGGCACAAGUUUCAGACCACCAAGUUCAACCGGAUUUACAACACUUAAGGAUACCUCAUCAGCAAGGGCUCCAACACCAGUAUCUAGUUUUACAGUUCCAUACGAUGAACAAGAAGCUUCACACCAAUCCGAUCUAGAGCUAAGCAAAAUUGUAAAACAACAUCAAAGAGAAUUGGAAAAGAUGAUUGAAGAAAGAUUUGAAUCAUUUAAAAUUCAAUACUUGAAGGAGAAGAGAAAGAGCGAACGAUCUCACAAAGAAGAAUUGGAACACAGAGAAGUUGAAGUUAACAAGCUCAAAAAGACAAUUAAUAACCUUGAAAGGUCACUUGCCGAGAUGAGCUUGAAUGAGUCAAGGUUAGAUAAGAGAAAUCAAGAAUAUGAGUACUCGGAGGAUGAUAGUGAAGAUUAUGAUUCAGAUAAUAACUGA
This is a messenger RNA of Naegleria gruberi, 2049 nucleotides long. RefSeq lists its product as uncharacterized. The coding region runs from base 1 to 2049 and encodes 682 amino acids. The record is from RefSeq and is a predicted model, not a curated record. NCBI's taxonomy places the organism in Eukaryota, Heterolobosea, Eutetramitea, Acrasida, Naegleriidae. The transcript has a single exon.